AUGGCGUCGGCUACUAAGGUGUCUAUUUUGGAUUACUUUAACAUUGUGUUUGAAGGAGAGAAUGGAAAAAUCGAGUCAAACUGCAAGUAUUGUGGCACAAGGAUCCAAGCAAAACGAAGCGUCACAUCCAACUUCGUAACACACCUAAAGCGUAAGCACCCAACCAUGUAUGAAGAGUUUGUCAAAAGGAAAGAUAUGAAGAGGGAAGGGUACUCCUCUAGCUCGAUGCACAAUUUUACAAACGCAGGCAAUGUCCGCUAUACUGUCCCCAUCAUCACUGGAGCAGCAGCGGGAGGAGCAGCUGGAGGGAUUGGGAGACCAGGCUCCGUGGGAGUGGUGGGAGCAACUUCUGGAGGAAGAUUAACUAAAUUUGACAAGCAUGACCCACGCCAGGUGCUCAUUUCAGAGGCUGUAGCCAAGAUGAUAGUGCAAGAUCUACAGCCAGUGUCGAUGGUGGAAAAAGAAGGAUUUCGAGCAUUGCUGCAACUUCUGGAGCCACGUUACACUCCCGACUCACAACAUUACAUCCAAAGCCAGCUCCUUCCAGCCUAUGCCUAUCAAGCCCAGCUAGCAACACGGCAGGCACUGGCCUCAGCUCACACCCUGAGUCUCAGCCUGGAUAUCUGCAAAGACAGCACUCCGAGUGCAUCAGGGUAUUUUGGAAUCACCUGCCAUUUCCUCACAUGUGACUGGCAGAUGCGCUCAGCUCUUUUGGCUUGUCUCCUUUUGACUGAUGUUACUUCAUGCAGUCAAAUUCUAUCUGACUUUGAAGAAGUGUGCUUUUCUCACAGCGUGGCAGGAAGAGCCUUUCGAGUUGUGUCUGACGCUAUUCCAUCACCUGCGUCCUCUUUCUAUCACUACAUCACCUCUGCAGUUCCAGCAGAGAAGCUCAACCAGGUCUUUGAUACGACAGGGCUGACUUCAGGGAGCGUCUCAUCUGCACUCAGCGAGUGGGCUGUGCAACUGAAAGUGCUGCAUCGGCUUCUAGAGUCUGUGGAUUUCCUGGAAGAGUUGAGUGGUCCCAGUGAAUUGUCUUUGGGGACGUCAGAGAAGGUGCUUUUGCGCGAGCUCAUAGACAUCCUGGAACCUUUCACAGAAGCCUGGGAAAUGGUGCACGGGCCAAGGCAGACUGACCCACUGACAGAUCGACAUGUGCCCAUUAGUUUGGCAAUGCCAUGUGUUUUAGGACUGUGCAAGCACCUUUCGGAGACCUCAGCAGUCCAUUGUCCUGGUCUCCUGGUUGGUCUGAGGCAGGCAGUUGACAAGCUACUAUCUCCUCUCCUCCAGGACCCCCUCUACAUCACUGCCACGACUCUGGACCCUCAGUUUAAACUCACUUGGAGUAAUAACCAGGACUGGCACAGACAGGUCAUCUUAGAGGAGAUAAACAAACUUUCAAACUCUACUAACCCUACAGAUUCCACCACAGACAUACCGGCAGGUUAUCCUUCCCCUCCUGCCCCAGCCCUGUCUCCGGUCUCCCCUCUGUCCCGUCCAUGUAGGCUAUUCUCUUUUAUAAAGCAGAGACCCAUGACUCAAGCAAAAAGCCUUGAGCAGGAGCUGGUUGCAUAUCUCAGAGAGGAGCCCACAGAUGAAGAUGCGUUGCAUUACUGGAGACGAAAAUCUAUUGACUUUCCCCAACUGGCACAGAUGGCUAAAAAGGUGUUCACUAUACCGGCCUGUGGCACUGUGGUGGAGAGUAUAUUCUCUGCAGCUCGAUGCUGUCAGAGAACCUGUGAUUUACCAAAGUACCUGGAAACUCUAAUCUACCUCAAAGCUAAUUACAAGCUACUAUGGGCAUAA
This is a messenger RNA of Knipowitschia caucasica, 1803 nucleotides long. The record is from the annotation of a GenBank genome assembly. Lineage: Eukaryota; Metazoa; Chordata; Actinopteri; Gobiiformes; Gobiidae.